Fomitiporia mediterranea MF3/22 is the source of this 612-nucleotide messenger RNA. RefSeq lists its product as uncharacterized. The transcript is spliced from 3 exons. NCBI's taxonomy places the organism in Eukaryota, Fungi, Basidiomycota, Agaricomycetes, Hymenochaetales, Hymenochaetaceae. The coding region runs from base 1 to 612 and encodes 203 amino acids. The record is from RefSeq and is a predicted model, not a curated record.
AUGGAGACAGAGAGGAAAGUUAGUUUUGGACCUACUGUGAAAGUCAGUCAUGGUAGAGGGUCCAGUGGCGCAAGUCAACCAGGCAAUUCUUCUAAAGGAGAUGGACCAAGUACUCUAGAGAUGUCUACAGAACAGUUUCACAGCAGCUAUAAAAAAACUGUCCAAGAGCCAGUCAAAGACAAACUGGCAGGCGGUCCACUUGAUUAUUUUAUGCUAUUGACAGGAUCUUCUCAAUUGAAAUCAGUUGAUAAAAAUACUGCUCAGACUAAGCGUAUCAUACGUUGUGUAUUUGACGACAAUUGCCCGAAUGUCUCUCAAAUCAAAGUCCAACCAAGCACAUCUAGCAAAAGCCAUAAAAGACGUCUGUACAUGUUCCUGAACGUUUUAAAUGCAAUAAUCGAGCAUUACGAGAGUUGCCAUACAACACCCAGCAAUGAGGAGCAGGAGCGACUAGAAAUAGUUCGUCAAAGGCGCACAGAAGUGGAACAGGAAAUAGAACAGGAGAAGAAAGAACGUGAAUGUGUUAAGGAGUCGCAGAGGCGCGAAUCCGAAUCGAAGAAACGCGAUAGUGCAUCAGCACAAGCUUGGGCGGAUUCUGCUGGUUUAUGGUGA